This is a messenger RNA of Hippopotamus amphibius kiboko, 626 nucleotides long. RefSeq names its product C-type lectin domain containing 19A (gene CLEC19A). The transcript has 5 exons. Bases 1 to 561 code for a protein of 186 amino acids. Gene Ontology annotation, molecular function: signaling receptor activity. NCBI's taxonomy places the organism in Eukaryota, Metazoa, Chordata, Mammalia, Artiodactyla, Hippopotamidae. The record is from RefSeq and is a predicted model, not a curated record.
AUGCAGAAGUGGGGGCUGUGGGCUGCGGCCGUCCUGACCCUCCUCUCCGCACAGGCCUUUCCACAAACGGACAUCAACAUCAGCCCAGCCAUGCCAGAGCUGCCCCAGGCUUCCCUGUGCCCACUGUUCUGGAUGGAGUUCAGAGGCCACUGCUACAGAUUUUUCCCUCUCAAUAAGACCUGGGCCGAAGCUGACUUCUACUGCUCUGAGUUCUCCAUCGGCAGGAAGUCCGCCAAACUGGCCUCCAUCCACAGCUGGGAGGAGAAUGUCUUUGUGUAUGACCUCGUGAAUAGCUGUGUUCCUGGGAUCCCAGCUGACAUCUGGACAGGGCUUCACGAUCACAGGCAGGAAGGGCAGUUUGAAUGGACAGACGGCUCAUCCUAUGACUAUAGCUACUGGGAUGGGAGCCAGCCAGACGACGGCGUCCACGCGGACCCAGAAGAGGAGGAUUGCGUGCAAAUAUGGUACCGGCCCACCAGUGCUCUGAGGUCAUGGAAUGACAACACCUGCAGCCGAAAGUUCCCCUUUGUCUGCAAGAUCACAGCCCUGACCAUUCACUGAUCCAGUCUUGCCCUCUCGGAGCAAGCCCAACUCCAGCAUCGACCUGAUCUGUAGCUGUACCUAAU